UGAAUGACGGAAAUCGGUGAGUGUUUACGAAUAAUGGUUGUCAACGUGGUAAAGUGAAUUUUAUCGCGAUUGUGACGUCGCGAUUCAACGUCUCUCGAAUCUCGUACAAAGAUAUCUCUCUAGUGACGCGCCGGUUCGGUGAUUCCUUCCGAGAAUCUAGUGAGAAUUUUUGGUGCGUCUUUCACGAACUCUGCGAAGUUGAUCGAAUAUAUAUUCGCGUGAAUGUCGUCAUGGCGUUUGGCGCCAUCUUACAAGUUACAUUCCUGGCCGCAAAGUUCGUCUGUUGACUCCGGUGGUGUUUAUUCGCGCUCGGUCCGAUUCGCUUUCUCUCUCUCUCUCUCCCUUUCUCUCUCGCACGUACGUACAACGCCGGCGUUUGCUCCCUCCUUCUCGCUCUAUCGGACGAAAGAAAGAGAGAGAGAGAGAGAGAGAGCGAGAGCGGGAGAGCGCGUGCGCGCGCGGGCGGGCGCACUCGCGGGGUCGCUUGUGUUUGGAACGUCGUGAACUUUUCUGCAAUGUGACGACGCGGGGGAUGAAUGGUUAUUAGCGUCAUGUCGCAGCAGUGCACGCGUCUUGGAGCGAAUGCGCGAUCGAAGCGCGAACGAGCGCCGGCCGAGGCGUCCUAAGUCGGCGACACGCGCGUCAACGGAUCGACGAACGUUGGAAAAAUGCCGGCGACGCGACCGCCGCGCGACAGGCCCUUGUUGUUGUUGCUAUCGCUAUCGCUAUACCGAGACGGAUUCGCGACCGUGCGCGGUGGUGUGUCGCGACCAACGAACGACGUCGCCACGGACUCGUGAAGGGUGCCCGGACGUUGGUGUGCCUUCGCCGCGAGCCGGCUGGACGUCGCGCGUCGUCUCGCUCACUGCGUCUAGGUUAGGUGUACCGGCACAUAACCUUAAAGCUCGAGCUGGUACCAGAGGACCAGAGCAUCGCGCGUUGCUAUCCGCGGGAUUAUUGUUCGUGGGAAACGAUCGAAACGAGUUCGUACAUCGUCGACUGAGUUACGUAUUGGUUAUCUACGCAUUGGGUGAUCGGUGAGAUGGAAUGAACUGGGUGACCACGGGACAAUGAAGGCCAAUGGGACAAACAAUGGCUGUAGCCGCCUGAAUACGCCAUUGGCAGCCACCACCACGCUGGAGGAUCCGGGUACGCCAGCCUCCUGGAAGGGCCCGCCGCCCGGCUCAGAGGCAUCGCCCUUUACGCCCAAUUCCGUCAGUCAGGGCGGUGGUCCUGGCUCGGGUCCGUACAACAACACGGGCGGUCCAUCCAGUAAUGCGGGCUUCCAAGGGCCAAGUCCGUUUCCCGGCAGUGCCGGUAGUCCGGCCGGUGCACCGCCGUACCAAGGUCCGCCACCUGGUUCGGCGACUCCGCAAUACACCGCCUCCCCCGCGCCGAGCGGUUCCUCGACGCCCGGUCCCGGACCGCCCCCUAACUCCACCGGUUUUCCGCCACCCCCGAAUAACACCGGCCCGCCGUACAACGGGCCCGGGCCCAGCCCGUUCGGUUCGCCCUCUGGCGCGCCGCCGCAAUUCGUCGGUCGACCAGGCUCCUCGGGACCACCGUUUGUACCACCGGGUGCCGGCAAUCCGCACUUCCCCUCGCAUGGCCAGCCGUUUGGAGGACCGCAAUAUGGCAUACCACCUGGAAGUCCAUUCGGACCGGGAGGUCAUCCUAUGGCGGGACCCAUGGGUCCUGGACACCCAGCGAUAAUGGGACCUGGCGGACCUGUUGAUAGAUUGGAUCAAGGAUCGUUGCCUGUCCCCAGGAGGCAUACUCCAGCCUAUGGCUACAGCCAGCCGGACUACAGGCUCCACGAGCUGAACAAGAGGUUAUCGCAGCGCACCGAGGAAAGUGACAACCUUUGGUGGGAGGCCUUCGCGAACGAGUUUUUCGAGGAGGACGCCACCCUUACCCUUCACGUCUGCUUGGAAGACGGACCGAAGAGAUACUCGAUAGGAAGGACGUUAAUACCUAGGUACUUCCGCUCGAUAUUCGACGGUGGUGUUAUAGAACUUUAUUAUACUUUGAAGAAUCAGAAGGAGUCGUUUCAUAACACCAGUAUAACCCUGGACUGUGAUCAGUGCACAAUGGUCACGCAAUAUGGGAAACCGAUGUACACUAAGGUAUUAACGGAGGGUAGGUUAAUAUUGGAGUUCACCUUCGACGACCUCAUGAGGAUAAAGUCGUGGCACAUGUCGGUGAGAACGCAUCGAGAACUGGUGCCGAGAUCUGUUGUCAGUAUGCAGCAGGACCCGACGAUGCUCGAGCAAAUCAGCAAAAACAUCACCAGGCAGGGCAUGUCGAACUUCACCCUCAAUUACCUUAGAUUAUGCGUGAUUCUGGAGCCCAUGCAGGAACUGAUGUCGAGGCACAAGGCGUAUGCAUUGUCACCUCGCGAUUGCUUGAAGACAACCUUGUUCCAGAAAUGGCAGAGGAUAGUUGCCCCGCCGGGUAAGAGAGAAUCCCAGCGGCCAGCUAGCAAAAGAAGAAAGCGAAAGGGCAGUACAUCGGGACCGGGCAACAACGCGCCACCCGCCCCCAGCAAAAAGCGUUCGCCAGGGCCAAAUUUUUCUCUAGCGUCGCAGGAUGUGAUGGUCGUGGGUGAGCCAUCUUUGAUGGGUGGCGAGUUUGGAGAUGAGGAUGAACGAUUAAUAACGAGGCUGGAGAACACGCAAUAUGAUGCUGCGAAUAAUUUGGAUCCUCAUAGUCACGACGCGGCCGGCGGGCCACCGCCACAUCCCCAUCAAUUCCAUUCGGAACCGACACCUGGUAAUUCCUGGCCGCCAGAUCGUGGUCCUGGUCCUCCACAAGGUGGUCCUGGUAGCCAGGGAGUCCAAGGUGGUCAAGCGGGUGCAGCCGCGGGUGUACAGGGAACACAGGACGCCAGUCAGCAGCAGCAAGACAAAAAGAGCCCCGCGGUGAGCCAGUGAGGCCAGGAGUCCCCGCGCCCCCCCACCAGGGGGCGACGGGGGCGCAGGCCCAAGAACGUGGCUCCCUAGCGGGGCGAGAAUCCUAGCCUCCCCACUGCCGCCGCUUAUCUGGCUUCUGCGGCCGGCUCCACGGCUGGCA
This is a messenger RNA of Formica exsecta, 3072 nucleotides long. RefSeq names its product LIM domain-binding protein 2 (gene Chi). The transcript is spliced from 10 exons. Gene Ontology annotation, cellular component: transcription regulator complex; nucleus. The record is from RefSeq and is a predicted model, not a curated record. Gene Ontology annotation, biological process: nervous system development; positive regulation of transcription by RNA polymerase II; negative regulation of transcription by RNA polymerase II. NCBI's taxonomy places the organism in Eukaryota, Metazoa, Arthropoda, Insecta, Hymenoptera, Formicidae. The coding region runs from base 1071 to 2933 and encodes 620 amino acids. Gene Ontology annotation, molecular function: LIM domain binding.